Molecule: messenger RNA, 2409 nt
Organism: Scomber japonicus (chub mackerel)
Lineage: Eukaryota; Metazoa; Chordata; Actinopteri; Scombriformes; Scombridae
Product: guanylate cyclase soluble subunit beta-2-like
Exons: 15
Coding region: 1-2409 (802 amino acids)
Biological process (GO): response to oxygen levels; cGMP biosynthetic process
Cellular component (GO): guanylate cyclase complex, soluble
Molecular function (GO): guanylate cyclase activity; heme binding
Source: RefSeq, a predicted model, not a curated record
AUGUGUCCGACAGACUGUGACUGCAGCUCUUACGGAUUUAUUAACACCUGUUUGAAAUCGCUGGUAGUUGAAAAGUUUGGCGAGGAGACGUGGGUCAAGCUGAGGGAUGAAGCUGGGGUCCAGGACACGUUCCUGACAUAUGAAACCUAUAAAGAUGAAAUUACCAUGCAGUUAGUAGCAGAAGCCUGCAAGCUGCUGGGAGUGAAACCAGAAGUUGUCUUGAAGCAGUUUGGAGAAUAUUUCUUUGAGUUUUGUAAACGCUCUGGCUAUGACCACAUGCUGCGGACUCUGGGAGGAAACUUAUUUGAAUUCACUGAGAAUUUGGAUGCACUUCACAGCUACCUCGCCCUUUCCUACAAGGAGAUGAAUGCACCUUCAUUUCGGGUGGAGAGGAACCCUGAUGGUACAAUGUUUCUCCACUACUACUCAGACCGCAGAGGGCUCUGCCACAUUGUUCCUGGUAUUAUUGGAGCUGUUGCUAAAGACUUUUUUGACAGUGAGAUAACAAUGGAAAUUGUUAACCAGCUGGAGGAGCUGGAAAGAACUGGGAAGAAAGAGCAUGUGGUUUUUUUGGUAACACAGUGGCCAGCUACUGAAGCCAGGUCCAGCAGUAAAACUGGGAAUUUUCCAAGGACCCAAUCCAUCCAGACUUUGGCUAACAGACGUAAUGCUCUGAUCUGGACGAAAGAGCCCCUCCAUCAAAAGAGAUCCAGUGUCAGCUUCUCUAUUCGCAGGAGUCACUGGGAAACAAUCAGAGGGCUGGUCCAUCUUGGGAAAGGCAAACUGUUGAGGGGCUUUGAGCCAGUGUAUCCUGUGGCCCUUAACAUUGAUCUGAAGACUUUCUGCCAUGCUUUCCCAUUCCAUAUAGUCUUCGAUGAGCAGCUGGUGGUGCACCAGGCUGGAGUAAAUCUCCAGAGGAUCGUCCCUGUGCUCCAGAAUAUGAGCAUCCACCUAGACCAGUACUUCAGCAUAGUACAUCCUGAAGUCACCUUCACCAUCUCGAGCAUCAGGAAGUUCAUCAACAGCCACUUUGUUCUGCAGACGCGCAGAGACAUGUUGCCUGCUGCGUGGAACGACAGACCAAUGCUGCAAUUAAGAGGUCAGAUGAUCUGGAUGUCCUCUCUCAACUGUAUGUUCUAUCAAGCCUCUCCUCUACUGAGAAGUCUUCAGGAGCUGGAGGAGCGAGACAUGCACAUUUCUGACAUUGCCCCCCAUGACGUCACCCGCGACCUCAUCCUGCUCAAUCAGCAGCGACUGGCUGAGAUGGAGCUGUCCAGUCAGUUGGAGAGGAAAAAGGAGGAGCUCCGCCUCCUGUCUCAACACCUAGAGGAAGAGAGGAGAAAGACGGAGAACUUGCUGUACGCCAUGUUGCCCAAGCAUGUAGCCAACCAGUUGAAAGAGGGCAAGACAGUAGAAGCAGGAGAAUUCAAAGAGUGCACCAUCCUGUUCAGUGACGUAGUGACCUUCACUAAUAUUUGUUCCAUGUGUGAACCCAUCCAAAUAGUCCUCAUGCUUAACUCCAUGUACCUCCGAUUUGACCGACUCACAACUGUGCAUAAUGUUUACAAGGUUGAGACAAUAGGGGAUGCCUACAUGGUGGUAGGUGGGGUUCCCAUACCAGUCUCAAGCCAUGCCGAGAGGGUCGCCAACUUUGCCCUCGGUAUGAUUUUGGCUUCCAGAGAGGUCAUUAACCCUGUGACAGGAGGGCCCAUUCAGAUCCGUGUGGGUCUCCACAGUGGUCCUGUAUUGGCAGGUGUAGUUGGGGAGAAGAUGCCUCGCUACUGUCUGUUUGGAGACACUGUCAACACUGCCUCUCGCAUGGAGAGUCACGGCCUUCCCAACAAGAUCCAUCUGAGCCCGACUGUCUACGAUGCUCUGAAGAAUAAAGGCUUUGUUAUCCAGAAACGAGGUGAGAUCGAGGUGAAGGGGAAGGGCAGAAUGACCACUUACUUUCUUGAAAGGAACCUGGGAGUCAGCGAGCAGCAGAUCAUGGGUCUCUCAGAUUCGGAGGGUGGGGUCGGACAGCAGAACAGCAAGAUGAGGUUCCAGCCAGGAAUCCAAAGACCAGCUUUUCAGCGGCAGCGCAGGGAUGACCUUUGCUUGAUCCCGAUGACAUAUGGAGACAGCCUGAGUGAACCCCCGCCGACAUCACAUAUGUCUGAUCCCCAGACCUGCCCACCUAUCAAGCCCCGGGACUCAGAAAGCUACGGAAGCCUGCACUCCGACGAUCAGUUAGAAGAUGCAACUCUCGACCAGUUAAAAGAUGCAGACGAAUUUGGCAAAACUGAGGUCAUAAACACACAGGAAAAUGUAGAUGUGGACACUGAGGAACAACACUCAAUCACUACUGCUGUGGAAACCAACUGUCAUAGCAAACACACCAGAACCAGCAUAUGUGUGGUCUUGUGA